Messenger RNA from Penicillium olsonii, 2061 nucleotides. The record is from the annotation of a GenBank genome assembly. Lineage: Eukaryota; Fungi; Ascomycota; Eurotiomycetes; Eurotiales; Aspergillaceae.
AUGGCUUCUCCCCGCCCCAACUUCGGUCCUCAAGGAUAUCCUCUGCAGAACGGUGCGGCCGCGGGCCCCGUCCCCGGUGCCACGCCGCUUCUUCCUAACAAUGGCCGAGUGAUUCAGAAUGGACCUACUCGAAUUCUAUGCAUUGCGGAUGUGCGAGGAAACCUGAAGUCUCUGAAUGAGCUGGCCAAGCAAGCCCGCGCAGACCACAUCAUCCACACUGGUGACUUUGGCUUCUACGACGACACUUCUCUCGAGCGAAUUGCGGAUAAGACUCUUAAGCACGUCGCACAAUACUCGCCACUGCUUCCCGAGAAUGUGAAGCGCUCCAUCGCACAAGUCCCUCCCCAGCAAUCCAUUAAGCAACGCUUCGCUCCCGAGCAACUGCCCCUCUCCGAACUUUCUAUGCUACUUGACAAGCGCAUUACUCUUGAUGUUCCGGUUUACACAGUCUGGGGUGCCUGCGAAGAUGUCCGCGUGUUAGAGAAGUUCCGCUCCGGAGAGUACAAGGUGGACAAGCUGCACAUUAUCGACGAAGCCAACUCACGUCUUCUCGAUAUCGGUGGGGUUAAACUGCGUUUGCUGGGUCUUGGAGGUGCUGUGGUGAUGCACAAGCUAUUCGAUAAUGGUGAAGGAAAGACGACGAUCGCCGGUGGCCAGGGUACCAUGUGGACGACUCUCCUGCAGAUGGGCGAGCUGAUCGAUACCGCCAAUCGGGUUUAUGACCCCUCCGAAACCCGCGUCUUCGUCACCCAUGCAUCUCCCGCGCGUGAGGGUAUGCUGAACCAGCUCUCAGUCACAUUGAAGGCUGAUUUCUCGGUCUCUGCGGGUCUCCACUUCCGUUACGGCUCUUCAUACAACGAGUUCUCCGUCAACCCAUCUCUUGACCACUACCGUGGCAAGCUUGCUGCCUCUAAGGCUUCCUUCACUGAUGUGUGGGAGACUGUUCGUGGCGAGGUCGAGUCUGCCAUCUCUUCUAAUGAUGGACAAAAGACAUUGUUGGAAAAUGCGUUGGAUGUUGUGACCAAGAUGCCUUCCAUCGCCAAUGGUGGAAACCCCUUCGGUGGCCCCGUUGCCGCCGGCAACGCGGCCGGUCAGGUCGACGAAAGUGCUUUCAAGAACAUGUGGAACUUCAACCUGGCUGACGCUGCUUUCGGAUAUCUGGUCUUGGAGGUGGAGGGUGGCCGCAUUGCAACAGAGAUGCGGGCUCAGGGAUUCAACUUUGCCCACCGCACGGGCAAGCCCCAGCCAGGUGGUGCCCCUCAGCCUGUGUCCAGCGGUCUUCCAGCUACCACUGCUUCUCCUGCUCCUACUGGUGCUGCUCGUCCCCCCGUCGUGGCUCCUCAAUUUGGUCAAGCUCCACCUGCCCGCGCCCCCAUCCCCCAGGGUCAAAAGGGACCCCGCGCAUCGCCUAUUCCCGUCAUCCCAAAGUCCGCUAGCCCGGCGCUUCCUGCUACUGCUGCCGGUCCACCCGCCGGUGAAGAAAAGGUUGCCGCCGAUACCAACGGUACUGGUCCGCACGAGAAGACCGAAUCUCCUGCUCCUCGUGAGAAGAAGCCAAGCACUGCUUUCUUCGUCUCUAACGCCGAUAACGAGCAAUCCAUCCGCGAUAUUCUUACGGAAGAGGACAACUCCAAGGUCCUGAAGAUCGAUAAGUACGGAAAGUACAAUCACAUUGUGACCUUCGCUUCUAUUGAGGAUGCUAAGGGUGCUAUGGAUCGUUUGCCCGCCGAGAACAAGAAGGCUGCCAUUCCCGGCCAACCCCGCAAGACCAACUUCAAGUACUUCGAAGAGCGUACCAACACUAACCGUGGAGUUGGUAACGCUGGCACCUGGCAAGCUAGCACCCGCGGUGGUGGCAAUACCGGCCAGCGCGGAUACACCAGCGCCAGUGACAGCGAAGGCGCUCGUCGUGGUGGAUUCGGCGGUCGCGGCGGCCGUGGCCGUGGUGGUGGUGAGCGCGGUCGUGGCGGACGCGGUGGUGGUCGCGGUGGUUUCAAGAGCGGUGGCUCAGCUGAUUCCCCUGCCCCUUCUGAGAAGCCUGCUGCCUCUGGUGACGCCUAA